AUGAAUAAUAACAAUCAUCCACCAACACCCACAACUCCGAAUCAUCACCACCAACAUUCCAAUGUUUCCACUCCACAAUCGUCCAUUUCAUCUAAUUCUACAUCCUCUGUAGCCUAUUCUUCAACUCUUGAUCAACAAUAUGAACAACAAUCAAAACGAUUUUUUCAUCAUUUUAUAUCAACGACUGGUACACAGGGUAGUAUGAGUCACAAUUCUUCAUCUUCAUCAAUAACGUCAACAUCGUCAACACAACUCAAUUUAGGUGUUAAUAAUAAUAAUAUUGAAAAUAAUUCCGAGUAUGGAAAUAUUUACUUGUAUUUUCACUACAUGUCUCAAUUGGAUUUUUCUCAAGCCAACCAUUUGAUUAAAAAUUCAACAAAUCAAAAUUCCCAAAUUGUCAAUCGGAAUUCAAAGUAUAAACAAAUAGAGGAUGAAAUUAUUGGAUGCCUGAGGAGAUUUAUUCAAUGCGAGACUUUAUAUUAUGAUGCUAAUUAUUCACCAAAUGAAAAACAAGAUUUGCAUUCCCUUUAUUCACUUUUAUCGAGUAAUUUGUCUCUAAUUUCUAUGAAUGCUCCGUAUGAAUUUACCAAUAAUAACAAUAAUAAUGUGGACAGUUCAAUUUACAAUAAUCAUGACCAUCAAUCGAGUGACCAUUUACUCAUGAUGAUGAUGAUGAUGGACCAAAAUAAUAAUUCACCAUCAAUGAAUAGUAAUCCGAGUGCAAAUAUUGAUUAUAUUUAUUACAAACAAGUACUUCAACCAACAAAUGGUGUUCAAAAAUAUAAUUUGAAUCUGAUUGAUAAGGAAUUUAUAUUGAGCAAACAAUUGAUUAAGGACUUUAGAGUACUUAUUCAAUUGAGAUUGGAAAUUAUUGCAUUUUAUAGAAUUCUCUCCAGAUACAAACAUCCACCAAAAUAUGAUAACUAUGUCAGAAUUAUCAAUAGUUUGAAAUCUAAAUAUAUCAAUAGAAUUAAUCAUACAUUUUUCGAGAAAAUUGUCCAAAGUAUUAACAUGGAAUUGAAUACCUUGACAUCUCUAUUCGAAUGUGAAUACAAUAUUUGUAAUUACAAAUAUAAGGAAUCUGUUUUUACACUAUGGAGGACUAAAAGUCUAUUCAAACAAUGGAAUCAGCUAUUUAUUGCACGACAACCAUCUUCCAAUACUCUCAACCCACAAUCCAAUAUUAAUACACCCCAGAGCUCGAAUAUUUCAAUACCUGCAAGUAGUAAUACUAUUACCACAAGUAGUACAUUAAGUCGAUCAUUGAGUGAAGACAAUUUGCUAGUUCAUCACCAAAAUGACCAACAACAGCAACACCAGCAACAACAACAUUUACAAAUUAACAAUGAAAAAUUUCACUCCUCUUCAACUGGCAAUAUUUCCUCCAAUCAACUCAAUUCCUCUUCCCAAAAUUUAUUAUCAAAUAAUGGAAUUAAUUUGAACAAUAAUAUGAACCAUACAAAUGGCCAAACUAUGAAUAAUUUAAGCAGGACAAAUUUAUACAAAUGGAUGACCAUGAUUUUUGGAUUCAGUCAAUCAAAGUUCACUCUAAUUUUCCAUGAUAUCGUCAAUAAUCAAUCUAGUCAAAUGACUUCAAACCAAAAUAACCAAUCUAUGGCUUCAAACAUGUCGCCAACACUUGCAGUGGACUAUAUCCAAUGGAUAAAAUCAUUUAAUGAAAUUAUCAAACCUGAAACAGUUUGUUUGAUUUACAAUGCAUCCCAUGACAAUUUAGAUACAUCACCUAUAUUAGAAACUGACCCAGAGAAGGGAUACAUGUUAAGGUUGAGAAAUUUAGAGAAUCCGGAUGAUAUUACUCUAAGUGGUAUCAAACUCUACCCAUGCAUCUUUCACUAUCCUCAAACACAAGAUGAAAACAAAAUCUCAAAGCAAACUCUUAUGUACACCUAUUGGCCAAACAUACUCUCCCUCAUUAUGGAAAAUAGUGCUGACUUGGAAGUUUCAGAAGAGGCCUUCUACUUUUCAGAUCCAAAAACCCUGACCACCUACUACUUGUGUCAAGUGACACCAAAAUUAUAUCUUUCCACUAUUAUUGUCAAGUCCAACUCCAAGGAUCAUCAAAUUGCUCUGAAAUUCAUGUCACAAAUGAAUUCAUUCAUCAGAAAUCGCAAAGUUUUCAAUUAUUUGACAACUAUUAUUCCUAGAAGUGAGCAAUCAUCUCCAUCCAGUGUUAUCAAAUCGAAAGAAGGUGCCAAUCCAAAGGAAACUCAUUCCAAUAACAAAAAGUCAACCUUCUCGCUCUUUAAAAAGAAAUAAAAAUUAAUUCUAAAUUAAUAAU
This is a messenger RNA of Naegleria gruberi, 2299 nucleotides long. RefSeq lists its product as uncharacterized. The transcript has a single exon. The record is from RefSeq and is a predicted model, not a curated record. The coding region runs from base 1 to 2277 and encodes 758 amino acids. NCBI's taxonomy places the organism in Eukaryota, Heterolobosea, Eutetramitea, Acrasida, Naegleriidae. Gene Ontology annotation, biological process: negative regulation of TORC1 signaling; protein localization to lysosome; cellular response to glucose starvation. Gene Ontology annotation, cellular component: KICSTOR complex.